Molecule: messenger RNA, 1499 nt
Organism: Ricinus communis (castor bean)
Lineage: Eukaryota; Viridiplantae; Streptophyta; Magnoliopsida; Malpighiales; Euphorbiaceae
Product: glucuronokinase 1
Exons: 6
Coding region: 210-1274 (354 amino acids)
Molecular function (GO): ATP binding
Source: RefSeq, a predicted model, not a curated record
CAACAGCAGCAGCAGCAAACUACCAAAAUUAUAUACACUUGUCCCCCAGAUUUACCUCCCAACCCAAUCACCAUCGCCACUCCUCUCAUCGCAUCGUCUUUGUCCAGUCAUCAGUCAAACUAUAUAUAUAUCUAUAUCUAUAUGUACUCUCACACAAAACUCUUUCUAACUUCAAAAAAGGGGGCAAAAGAAAAAAAAGUGUCAAUAAAAUGGAAGAGAAAUCAACAGCCAUAGAACACAAAGCAUACGCCCGUGUUGGCCUUUUAGGCAAUCCUAGCGAUGUUUAUUAUGGCCGUACAAUCUCUUUCAGUCUCGCCAACUUCUGGGCCUCCGUUCGAUUACAACCCUCUGAUGAUCUCAUCAUCCAGCCCCAUCCGAAACACGAUCUUGUUCGAUUCUCUUCAAUCGAUCACCUGGUGAAUCGGUUGCAAAGUGAAGGAUAUUAUGGGGGUGUAAGAUUGCUUAUGGCUAUUUGUAAAGUUUUCUUUUUGUAUUGCGAGGAGAAUGAAAUCCAUCUUCAUUCAAGAAAUUUCACUCUUAAUUAUGAUACCAAUAUUCCUCGCCAGACAGGGCUUUCAGGUUCUAGUGCUAUUGUAACUGCGGCCUUGAAUUGUCUCCUUGAUUUCUACAAAGUCAGGCAUUUGAUUAAAGUUGACAUCAGGCCUAAACUUGUGCUUAGUGCGGAGCAAGAACUUGGGAUUGUUGCUGGCCUUCAAGAUCGAGUUGCUCAGGUCUAUGGAGGUCUUGUUUACAUGGAUUUCUCAAAGGAAAAUAUGGAUAGGUUGGGGCAUGGGAUCUAUACGCCUAUGGAUAUUGAACUUCUUCCACCUCUCCAUCUUAUCUAUGCUGAGAAUCCAAGUGAUUCUGGAAAGGUACAUAGUACAGUUCGGCAAAGGUGGCUUAACGGUGACAAAUUUAUUAUAUCGUUGAUGGCAGAAGUUGCAGAUGUAGCAUUAGAAGGAAGAACUGCAAUUCUUGAAAAGAAUUAUGCCAAACUUGCAGAUCUGAUGAAUCGUAAUUUUGACCUUCGAAGGAGCAUGUUUGGUGAUGAUGUCAUUGGAGCUUUAAACAUAGAGAUGGUGGAGGUGGCCCGACGGGUAGGAGCUGCCUCAAAAUUUACAGGCAGUGGAGGAGCUGUUGUUGUAUACUGUCCUGGUGGGCCUUCACAAAUAAAGCUUUUGGAGGAUGCAUGUCAGCUAGCUGGUUUUACCAUUCAGCCUGUGCAAGUUGUUCCCUCUUGUCUUCACGAAGAUGAUCUCAAGACAUUAUCAUAAUAGAAAAGUUUUUAGACGGAAGGUUCCAAGCAUCUUGAAUUUCUUUCCCUUGUACUACACAGAAGAAUCUAUUGCUCCCUGAACUAGAGAGUAAACACCCUUCUCCCAGAGUUGGAUGGAACCCUUCAACAGUCAGUCAAUGCUUCAUUUCUUUAUAUCUUGUAAUACAGUAGUUCUUACUGGCAUUUGAAUUUGUUGUCCUGCAACAAAAAAUUUCUGACAAUA